CUGUCCCGGAAGGAGCUGAUGGGAGCCCCCACCUCCGCCCCGGAAGGAACUUGGAGGUGCCUGGCGCUCUCCUUGCUGAAACCGCCCCCGACCCCCUGAGCGAGCUCCUCCCUCAGUCAAGGAGCAGCGGGCGGGCACCCCGAGUUUGGGGAGAAAGGAGGCCGGGCGGGAAGCACUUCCGGAAGGGGAGUCGUAAGGGGGACGGACGGACGGACGGACAAACGGACAGCCAGGGGGAGGCAGCCAUUGGCUCUUGGGGCCGCAGCCGCGUGAGGAGGCGUUGGGCCCCCGUGCCCCGCGCACAGCGCCCCCUGGCGGCACAGGAGACGCUGGCUCCAGCGGCAAAGGCAAGGGAGAAGGCUCCAGCUGCGGCUGAGGCGGCGGGUGGAGGAGCCAGCGGCAGGGGGGCGGCUGGAAGCCGGGCUUCAGGCUUCCUGUAGCUCAAGAGGACGAAGAGAAGCAGAAACGGACGCGACGUCCGCGGCCCCUGGGGACCAGAGGUGGAAGAUGAGGCACUGAGUAGAGUUGGGAUACAAACCCUGAUGGCAUGGAGAGCAGAAAGCUUAUUUCUGCCACUGACAUUCAGUACUCUGGUAAUCUUCUGAACUCCUUGAAUGAGCAACGAGACCAUGGCCUGUUCUGCGAUGUCACUGUCAUUGUGGAAGAUCGAAAAUUCCGGGCCCACCGGAAUGUUCUGUCUGCAUCGAGCACUUAUUUCCACCAGCUUUUUUCUGUUGCUGGGCAAGUGGUUGAACUAAACUUUUUAAGGGCAGAGAUUUUUGCAGAAAUUCUCAACUAUAUUUAUAGUUCUAAACUUAUGCGUAUUAGAUCAGAUCUACUUGAUGAGAUAAUUAAGUCAGGGCAGUUAUUAGGAGUAAAGUUUAUAGCAGAACUUGGUGUUCCUUUGUCACAGGUUAAAAGUAUCUCAGGUUCAAUAAAGCCAGAUAGUGGUGAAACUUUAUCUGGCACAGAUGAAAAUGGUCUUCAGAUGCAAAAAGCAGAAAAUGAAGGGUCUGAUGCUGGUGUGACUAUGAUGCCUGUUAUAACUGAGACUUUCUCUUUAUGUGCUGAAGAUUAUGAGACAAAAAAAAUUGGUACCGAUUCUGAUGAAGAUGAUGAUGUCAUUUUCUGCUCUGAAAUUUUACCUCCCAAAGAGGGUUUGCCAGGUAGCACCUCGGUGGCCCAAGUCCAGCCUGACCCAGAGCCUGUUGCCUAUGCUGAUAAGGCGUGUGGUACUAGUAGUUCUCCUCCUCUAACAAAUAAACCUCUGCAGACACUUGCUACUUCAGUGAGUCAGACAGUCCCGAGCCAAACCCGAAAUAGUGAAGAAACACUUAAAUCUGCAGCCCCAAAGCAUCUUACUCCCAACAUUAUUUUGUUAAAUCAGCCAUCUCUUAACUCAAUGCCAAGUUCUUCACAUCCCAGUCAGAUGUCUCCUGCAGUUAAUUUACUGGUCCAGAAUCAUCCGCAGAUACCAAAUAAUGCCACGGCCUUGCCUAAACAUAGGACCAAUGUAGACAUGGAAGCAGAGAUCAUAGAUGAUGAUGAUGAUACUAUUAGUUCUAGUCCAGACUCAGGAGUUAGUAAUACCUCUUUAGUCCCACAUCCCGAUACUCAGAAAAAUGUUUCUUUUAAUGGCUCAGCAAUUCAGUCCAAGCAGGUCUCACUUUUUCAUCAAGAACCACUGUCUAACUCUUUAAAAAUUUCAAAUGUCAUUACUGAAAGCAGUAAGGAUUCAGGUGGAGGUUCCAAACAUGUGAUGGAAGGUCAAAAGAUCAUUACACUUGAUACAGCUACUGAAAUCGAAGGCUUAUCUACCGGUUGUAAGGUUUAUGCAAACAUUGGGGAGGACACAUAUGACAUAGUGAUUCCUGUCAAAGAUGACCCUGAUGAAAAAGAGGCCAAGCAUGAUAAUGAGGUCCCCAAAACAUCUGGUGAUGAGCCUUCAAACAAGCGUGUGAAAGUUAAACAUGAUGAUCACUAUGAAUUAAUAGUAGAUGGCAGGGUGUAUUAUAUCUGUAUUGUGUGCAAAAGAUCUUACGUCUGUCUGACGAGUUUGCGGAGACAUUUUAACAUUCAUUCUUGGGAGAAGAAGUACCCAUGCCGUUAUUGUGAGAAGGUGUUUCCCCUUGCAGAGUACCGCACCAAACAUGAGAUUCAUCAUACUGGAGAGCGACGGUAUCAGUGUUUGACCUGUGGCAAAUCUUUCAUCAACUAUCAAUUUAUGUCUUCACAUAUAAAAUCAGUUCAUAGUCAGGACCCUUCUGGCGACACUAAGCUUUAUCGCUUACAUCCAUGCAGGUCUUUGCAGAUCAGGCAAUACGCUUACCUUACUGAUAGGCCGAGGAGUAUACCUGUAAUAAAAGAAGAUGGGAUUGUGUAUAAGGUUGAUGGGAAAGAACCUUCGGAAGGGACUGCUACAUCUACUCCCCAAAACAAGCCAAUGACUUGGGAUGAUAUCUUUAUUCAACAGGGAAAUGAUUCAAUGUUUAAACAGAAUGUAACAGAUGGCAGCACUGAGUUUGAAUUUAUAAUACCAGAAUCUUACUGAAUUGCUUUGGGGAAAAAAAAUCUGACUCUGUCAGGGGGGCAGUGGUUUCAAAAGACCAGUAAACAUUUAUGAAAUUGAGAUGGAAAUGAGUUAAUUAGUCCUUCAAAGUCAUCUGAGAGUAGUUGUUAUUUGUAUUCUUUUUAGUUACAGGAAAUUUGUAGGAACAAAGUUAUCUAAAACUUUACUUGAAUGUUAAGUGAGGAGUUACCUUCAGGGUGAGCUGUUAAUUUUUUUGGGGGGGGUUUGUUUUUUAAAGAAAAAUUAAUCAUUGUAUAAAAUAGUUUUCUGAAGAGAAUUUGAAGCAGUCACUCCUCUCUAACUGGUAUUAUUGGCAUAGCUGAAAAAUUGAACUUCUUGUAUGAAUUUUCUCUUAUGUAUAGCACUUUACUGCUGAUUUCUGCAAAAAACAUUUGAAAGUUAAGUCUACAGUUUUUGUGUUGUCUAAUGUAUAUGACCUAAAACUAUCCAGCAACUUUUAAAGUCAUUCUGAAAAGGUUCAGCGUAACUAUCCCACCCACUUGAUGCUAUACUUUUUGGGUCCAGCGGUGCAGACUUUCUCUGGUUCAAAUGAAUUAUUAAACUGCUCUCUGGAUAGUUAAACUUGUCCUUUCUCAUAAGCUUGUCUACCUGGAAGUGAUAGAUUUGGGCUUAUCAGAACAAGCUUUACUUCUAUCUGGCAAUGUAAUGAAGGAGUCCAAUGGCUAGUCCACUUUAUCCCUCUGCCACAUGGGAUAUGCAGAGGAAAACUUGAUGGACUAAGAGCUGAAUGGAAUGGAAUGGAGAAAAUGGAGGAGUCCUACAGCAUUUAUUUUAAGUUAGGAAAUUAUCAAGAGCUCUUAGCUGUAGACCCAGAAUUUGUUGAUGAUUUGUUCAUGCCCAGAUUUAUGUAAUGUUACUUUGAUUUUUUUUAAUCUGAAGGAGGUGGCAUCCUAGGCUUGAAAAAAUGUAUAAAACUCUAAGAAUAACUAAAGUUUAUCAUUUUGGAGGGAGGAGUUCCUUGAUGUAAAUUUUUAAACCAGGAAUUUUUAAAUAGGAAAUUUUCCUUUGAAACAUUUGAAUCAUUAAUGUUUUUUUCCCCUCAAAGAAAAACCUUUAGAUGCUUACAUAUCCUAGGGUAUGCUUAUGCUCCAUCCUAUCUGCAAAUCACUGUGAUGCUAUAGCAUUCGGGAACUUUGUAUGUCAUAAUGUCAACCUAUUGGUUCAGGCCCAUUUGUAGGACCUCCACCAUGGCCUGUGUUGCCUUCAAAUUGGUGAGCUGAGAAAAUGGAGUUAAUACAAAACAUUCAUUGGACAGGCUAGUACCAAAAGUGAAAGAGCAAGUCAACCUGUUGAAUUUCUGUAAAUUAUUUGCAUAAAUAAAAAAUGUUUAAAAAAUUAAUAGAUAUGAAAAGGUUGUCCAUAGUAAUAGUUAUUUGUAACCUUUCAUUCAGAAUUUCUUAUCUGACAGUUUAAAGAAUUUUUCUUUUUAUGUAUUAUAAGAAAUAACUGUUUUUAAGCUUAAAGCUUUAAUUGUAAAAUUUAAUCCCUAUAUCAUGGUUGCCAACAUGAGUUAGAUUUGAUGAUAUUGCUUUUAAGCUUCUGAAGCUACAAAGGUACCAGAAAUCAGUAUUUUUAAUAAAAGUAGAACAAAACUUAAAUCAUGCUUUGCCUACCCAGCUGUAUGCUGUGCAUAUAUUUUUGGUUCUGUGUGCGAAGAGAUUUUCAAAUCAUUUUGUAAAUUUACCUUUUUAAAAAAAUUGAGUAGUAGUUUUUAAUUUAAGGCUCUGCUACCCGAAACCAUAGUAGUAGAGCUGGUCUGUGGUAUAUAGAUUGCUAAGGGUGCUUUUCUUUUGUCAAUAAGGGUGUCUUUGUUUUUUAAAAUGUUCUUUCAUUAAUAUACUCCCUCAGUUAAAUGCAGUUAUCAUGUAUGAACAAUACCUAUACCAGCAUAACUUCCAGACCUUUCAGACUUAAUGGCCCUUGUGCAGUUAAACACAUAAGAUGCAUUGUGUCAUGCUAGGGCUUGCUUGGUAAAUUUUAUGAAUUUGUUGUAUGUGACCAAUGGGGAAUCAUGUGUACCACUCAAAUUCUCUAAUCAGAAUAAAGUAGAUGUUAUUAAUUGCUGCUGAAUAUUCCCUGUUUAAGUCUUACAUUUAAGCUCUAUGCCUAAGGUCAUUUGGGGGGGGGAUAGAGGGAGGAGCAGGGCCUUGAAGGAAAACUGGAAAAAAUGAACAUUAAAUUGUAUUCUUGCCAGAAGACUCUUACUUGCAUGUCUCAGGGUCUUCAGUUUUCCUAGUAGUAAUUUCAAAAUCCAAAGUUCACAGAGCAUAUGGAAAACUUUUUUUGGGGGUGGUGGGAAUAAAACCCUUCACUUGUAGUAUUUAUUGGUUUGAAAAUGUGUAGAGACCCCUGUUACUUUUUUUUUAAUGGGGCCUGUUGGCCUUUAGAUCUCAGCCUAUUGCACUUAUUAUUUGGGGGAUUGUUAAGGUAGCUUUUUCCUUUUAGUCUUAUGCAGAAUUUCCUGUAAAUAUUAGCAGGUGUUAAUGCUUUGAAACAGUGCUUGUGUUCAAAACAAUUCCAGAAUUGGACAGCGCUUAAAAGUCUUAUUAGCAAAAAUCAGAAAAAUACCAUAGCAAAUUUGCAAGAAGCAAUUUAAAAUACUUUUAACGUUCAUGAUGAUAUUGGUGGUGAAUAGUGUGUCCCCCUCCCCCUGAGCCCCUCCACCACUAAGGGAGACUGCUAUCUUUUCAGUAGAGCUAAGAACAUGUAACACGUUAGAGGUAAUCACUGUUAGAUUGCUUAUUUAUUUUCGGCUGUUAAGGGACGAAGACUAUUCUAAAGAUCCAAAAGCUGAUAACUAACUCUACACAUGGGAGAGCUUUGACCGCUGGAGCUCAGAAUUCAAACUGCUGUGCAUUUUUAUCAACACUGUAAUGUGUAUAUAAACACUUGUACAGUCUUUAGCUUCAAUUUUAAAAAGUCGUGCUUUACUUUAACCAGUAAUUCUUGCUGUUAAUUCUUAGCUUUCUAUGGUAAAAAUAAAGUUUUAAUUCUGACUGUCAA
Monodelphis domestica (gray short-tailed opossum) is the source of this 5593-nucleotide messenger RNA. RefSeq names its product zinc finger and BTB domain containing 33 (gene ZBTB33). NCBI's taxonomy places the organism in Eukaryota, Metazoa, Chordata, Mammalia, Didelphimorphia, Didelphidae. Gene Ontology annotation, biological process: regulation of transcription by RNA polymerase II. Gene Ontology annotation, molecular function: RNA polymerase II cis-regulatory region sequence-specific DNA binding; DNA-binding transcription factor activity, RNA polymerase II-specific; protein binding. The record is from RefSeq and is a predicted model, not a curated record.